UCUUAGCUUCAGAUAUUUUUUUCCCGGAGGAGAUGAGACAAUUUUCGGGUUUGUGGUUAGUGAUCGUGGCUGCUCUGCUGAUGGUGAAUACCGCCAGAGGCCAAAGUGCUACCACUUCAAGGAUCAAUGAUGGAAGAUAUCGACCUAGUAAUGAUGGGAGAUACAGAGGAGGAAAUGACGGAAGAUAUAUUCCUGAUGAUUCAGGAAGAUAUACUCACGUGGGAGAUGGUUCUAGAGGACUAUAUACAGGCGCGGGUGGGCAGUAUACAGGUACUGCAUCAAGAGGAGAUUUUGGUAGACCAUCUGGAGGAGUAGCUGCUAAUCGUUUCCGUGUAACUCCUGUUACAACUGAACCAUCACCCAGACCUGUGACAACCCCAGUCCUGAUAACAGCUCCCACGAGACCAUCAACUCCACCACCUCCCCCUCCUCCACCUCCCCCAUCACCAUCUCCGCCAGUGCAGAGGUUAUCAGUAGUAGCUAAUGAUGGAAGAUCAAAUGGUGGCUGGAAGACUAUUCGCCAAGAGAAUGAUGUCACUGCGGACGGUUACCACUAUUUAUAUGAAACGGAAAAUGGAAUCUUAGCAGAGGAAUCUGGUAGAGUAGAACGUGAAGAUGAGGGACUACGAUCUCAAGGAUUCUAUCAGUACACUGGAGAUGAUGGACAAGUUUAUCGAGUUGACUAUGUAGCCGAUAAUGCGGGCUUUGUUCCACGUGGAGACCAUAUCCCGAAGAUGCCCCCAGAAAUCGAGAAACUUCUUGCUUACCUGGCAGCCAACGCACCCGCUUUGCUAUCUACUUUCACUUGUAAAGUGUGUGAUUUUUUUUUAAAAAGAAAUUAUUCAAAACACGAUCUAAACGAAAUAAUGGAAUCGAGAAUACUUUUCGCUACAAUUCUCGUACUGGUUGUUGCAACCACAACAUCCCAGGGUGUCGAUGAUGGUAAAUACAGGCCGAGUCAGCAAGUGAAGAAAGGACAAUACGUUCACGUUGAAGAUGGAAAAUAUGUGGACAAUGCUGCUAAAUGGCGCUAUGUUCAUGUUCAUGAUCAACGCGAGAAAGGGAAGUACAUCCAUGUUCAUAUCCCAUAUGACGGUGGAUAUGGACCUUAUUCUCACAUCGAUAAUCCUUACAAGCACAUCGAUAAUCCCUACGUGCACGAUUACGAACCCCUUGGCGAAUACAGUCAACUUGAUCCCUUCGGAACGGAUUUCUAUUACAUAGACAGACCAGAUGUUUAUCAAGAAUAUGGAUUUCCUCACCAUGACCCCUUUACCACCAAUUCCAAUGAAAAAGACUCUAAAAUAUCCACAGGAAAUUUGAAGACAACAAUUGAUCCUGCUGCAACUGAAACAAUCUUGAUAACAUCCACAGAAAGUUCAUCAAAGGGCAAAUAUAACAAUCAACAGGAUAAACUUCUUCAAGCUUCAACUAGUUCUGGAGGUCAGAUUGAUCCUUUUGGAACAAACAUUGCUCUCUUCGUGGGCGUUGCCACAGCCCAGACUCUUCGUCCGUUCACUUUCAACCCUACUACCCUCCGUACAGUAAAUACCAAUAGAUACUUUGGAGCCCUCGAUGGACGUUAUGUUCACGACAAUAGCGGAAGAUACGUGAAAGAAGGACAGUACGUCCAUGAUGACAGUGGUAAAUACGUUCACGAUGCACGGCAGUAUGUUCAUGAUGAUCGUGAUGCUGGUAAAUACGUUCACCAAGACAAUCCCUACCGCCAUGUAUCUUUCAACGAUGGUCGAUAUGUGCAGGACAAAACUGUUUUGACACCGGUUAGACCCGUUGUUACAACCCCUGUUGUUGCUCCCCCCGCCUUCGUAACUCCCGAAGAAACAUACCGUCGUGUAUCCAACUACGGCCAAGGUGAGGGUGGUUGGAGGAUUAUCCAACAUGAGCGCACUGGUGAUGAUGAUGGUUACCACUACCUCUACGAGACUGAGAACAAGAUCCUUGCUGAGGAAUCUGGACGCGUUGAUAAUAAGUACACUGAUGCUGAAGCUCUUAGGGCCAACGGUUUCUACGAAUACGUCGGCGAUGAUGGUCUUAAGUACCGCGUGGACUAUGUUGCCGAUGAGGGUGGCUUCCAGCCUGUUGGUGCUCACCUACCAGUUGCCCCACCAGUACCAGAGCUCAUCCAGCGUGCCCUUAACUACGUGGCUAACCUCAGGAGGACAUAA
Phlebotomus papatasi is the source of this 2186-nucleotide messenger RNA. RefSeq lists its product as uncharacterized. The transcript is spliced from 10 exons. Gene Ontology annotation, molecular function: structural constituent of chitin-based larval cuticle. Bases 33 to 2186 code for a protein of 717 amino acids. The record is from RefSeq and is a predicted model, not a curated record. Lineage: Eukaryota; Metazoa; Arthropoda; Insecta; Diptera; Psychodidae. Gene Ontology annotation, cellular component: chitin-based extracellular matrix.